Molecule: messenger RNA, 3412 nt
Organism: Lentinula edodes (shiitake mushroom)
Lineage: Eukaryota; Fungi; Basidiomycota; Agaricomycetes; Agaricales; Omphalotaceae
Exons: 9
Coding region: 219-3182 (987 amino acids)
Molecular function (GO): protein binding
Source: RefSeq, a predicted model, not a curated record
CUUGCUGAUUCUCGGCCUGGAUUCCCGUCCAUACAUACAUAGAAUCACGCUUGCUUCAUGAUUGAGCAAGGUCCAUUACUGACUGUUAAGUCCACAGUUCCGGCUGAGUUUUGGUGUCCAAGCUCAAGGCUUCUACAGUGACCAGUAAAGCUCUUUACCUGCUGUCGUUUCGAAAAUCCUGGUCCCACGUCUUUACAUCUAACUUUUUCCAAAGUUCUAUGUUAUAUGACGACGAAGAUCUUGGUGGCCAUGAGCCGGGGCAACAGCAGAAUCAACAAACCGACGAGGAUGGAGGAUCCAGCGAGUCCGACAACAAUUUGUACGAAUCAUCCGAGCCUGAGAGGGAGGAUUGGCAGGACGAAAUCGAUACUGAAAAGGAUUGGGACAUGAAGAUUGUCGGAGUGGAGGUAGCAAAUGGAGAUGAAAUUUACUACGAAGCCCGCUGGCCCGGCUGGUCUCGUUCAGAUGGUACGACUAAUACCUAUCACCACAAAAAUGACCCAAGUAUCAAAGGACUUACUCGCGACUGGGACAAUGCCCGUCAAAAUAAGAUUAAAAAUCUCAUCGGAAAAGUCAAGAAAAGUAAAGACGAUACAGCGCUGGGGAUUGAAAUUUGGCCAGAUAACGACGUGAUGAGCUCUAACACGCGAUACCGCGCCCAACUUUUCGACGAAAAACUAGCCAUCACUGAGGGUCGGCUGAACAGAAAGAGAAAUUCUGCAGUAAGGGUUGAGUACGAUUUGGGGGAGGGACUUGAAAGAGAAAUGCUGAGGUUGCUGAAAAAGGAGAUCGGAGAGGAAGAAACCAGGAAGAUGUUGAAAGAGUAUAACGACGACGAGGACAGCGAUGAUGAUGACGGGAAGGAUACUGACAACGAAGACGGCGACAACGACAACGACGAAAAUCAGGACGACCGAAGCGUCCAGAGGAGAACACGCUCUGAAACCGCCAGCAGUCGAACUCGAAGCACUGCUCCUUCUACUUCAAACAGUGCUUCAAUCUCAAGAGCUCAAUCUACAAUCUCUUCAGGACCUUCAGGACUUUCGCGCUCACAGUUGAAGAAUGUCAGCAAUGUACGAUCCAUUCCUAGGAUACCACAGGCACAAGGCUCUGUCGGACAAGUUAAAUUAUCAGCACCAGGGCCAUCGUCGUCUUUGAUACCGCCAGGACGUUCUGCUUUUUCUCCCGCUCCUCCUUCUUUUGGUCCUCAGGUAUCUCGAAAGAUCCCCCCCGCAUCACCCCUUCAUUCCAGUCCUACGACAUCCUCCUCUACGUUUUCCACUGGGUUGGCAUCGUCGAGGUCCCCUGCAUCCACAGUACACACUACGCCUCCUCCUCCUUCGUCAUCUCUCUUUCUAUCGUCUACAUCCCAUUCGGCCUCGACGACAAGGACAAGAACAUCAUCUAUAUCGAAAAAACUUUGGGCUACAUCUCCAAUGACGAAAUUGCCUACGAAAAUAGGUUCUUCUGCGGUGUCAUUUUUGAAUCCAUCUCUGCCCACUUCAUCCUCAUCCUCAUUUUCGUCCUCUUCAUCCUCGGAACCUCUAUCUAUCAUGUCUUCUACAUUUGCUUCCUCGUUAUCCUCAAUGUCUACUGUAUCCACUCCCACACUGGGUCGUUCCACCUCUGCAUUAUCCUUUUCCGGCUCGGAGACACUUCCAAAACACACUAUACCGAUACUGGCCGACUCAAUCCCGCUGGGCGCUGCUGAGUCCCGCCCAAUGAAAGCUCUACCUCAUCGGAAGACUCAGACUCAAAUUCAAACGUUCAACUCAGAAACUACGUCCACAACUGCGAGUACGACCUCCAAGCCAACUCUUUCGCAUAACUCCCGUACUCGGACUAAAAUUACAACUACGAGUGCUGAGACAGCACGGGAUGGGCUGGGAUCAAAGUCAAGAGCGUCCACGGACUCAAUGAAUCUAGACGCCAAUCAAAAUAAUGAUGUGGAGUUAGGAGAGGACAAUGCCCGAGUCAAGCCCAAUAGAAAGGGGAAAACAAGGGAAACAAGAAGCCGCCUUCAACUUCUUUCUCUCGCUUGGACUGAAGCUGCUGCCCAAGUUGGUGCUGCAUCAAUCACAUUCGUGAACGAGGUUGAUGAGGAGGAUGGACCGCCUGGUGUAGGGCUGGACACGGACUCGAGGGAGGGCGAAUUCACAUACCUGGAAGCUAAACCCAAAACUCAUCUGCAGGAGCUUCUUGAACCUCCAGACCCGGGAAUGUUUCUCCAAUGCGGCUGUGGCGCAGAGUCGGAUCGGGAUGUGGAUAUGGACGUGAAUGACGAUAUUGAUAUAGAGAUGCUGUUCGGAGGCACGGAAUCGGAUUUAGACACCCCGAAAGGCAAAGGGAAAGCUAAGGAAAACUCAGACUCUGGUCACAUACCCACUUUACAGAACGUUUGUGAUGUUUCUAGUCUAUGCGGAUGUCAAGGGAUUUCGGAACUAGUGGAUAAGGCCGGGAAACAUAUAAGGGCUUAUACGGAUGAGGGUUUAUUCAAAUUCACCUCUCGUUCAAACCCGCGCAUUGAAGUUAUCGAGUGUAACCAAUACUGUAAAUGCACUCUAUACGAAUGUAGCAAUCGGAUCGCGCAACGUCCGCGAAGCAUACCUGUGGAGAUUUUCAAGACGGAGUCUGAGACGAGAAGUGGAUCAGAAGGGGUGGACGACCACGGCGGGAGCGAGGAACCUAGGAAGAAUAAAGGGAGAGGAUGGGGAGUUCGAUGCGCGAAGCAGAAUGUCAAGAGGGGAACUGUGUUGGGAUGCUACACUGGUGAAUUAAUCCAUCGUCAAACCGCCAAUGAACUUGAAGGAGAAUACGGAACAUAUGUGUUCGACUUGGAUGGAAGAGACCCCGCAGAAGACGAUGAAGAAUCGGAUCCAAAUCUACAGAUGUAUAGUAUCGAUGCGAGGAAAUGUGGAAAUUGGACACGAUUCUUGAAUCACUCCUGCCUUCCCAACCUCGCCGUAUAUACAGCCGUCUUGGAUACUAUUCCUGAACAAAAUAUUCCUCGCCUCGUGUUUUUCGCGUUGGAAGAUAUACUAAAGGGUACCGAAAUGACUGUGGAUUAUCAUGCCGGUAACCCGUUACCGAAGAAAGGGAAGGCGCGCAAGUGGGAGGAGAUGCGACCGCAGGGAACUAGUGAAUGCUUCUGUGGCGCGAAGAGGUGUCGUGGAUGGGUGUGAUCUGAAGAUGAUGUAUACGAAUUUGGGUACGUACUUUAUACACACGGUUAGGUUACAUCCGGUUACGUCGAGGUCGAAUUAUGGAGCACGGCAGCUGAGGAUCGAGUCGCUGCAUCUGUGUAUCGUAGAUGAGAGGAACAUUCAAACGGUGAGAAACGGUAAGUGGAAGAGAGGUACUCGAAGCAUAGGAAAGGGAGUGGCCCGGACCCGAUCUAUUCUCACUGAACUUU